AUGGGUCUGAACGCGGACCAGCUUUACAAGAUCACAUUCAGUCUCUGCUGGACGUUCGCCCGAGCUCUAACACCAAUCAGCUACGCCUCCCCAGCAUACUAUGCUGAUCUUCUGGCUGAGCGUGGCAGAAGCUACCUCGUCUCAUUCCUUUCCCCUGUCCAUCCCCGGCGUGCCUGGCUCGACAUGACCAUGGCUCAGAUGCCACCAGCCCCCACUGGCAUGACCCCAGGCUCAGCAGACGACCUGCGGCGCAAAGACGAUCUUCUCUUGAACCUGAUUCGUACAGGUUGGGGUCCCCCUAGUGGGCCUAACUGGGUAAACGCUGCCAAGAGACCAAGCCCACAGCACUCUGCCUUGGGCAACACCAUGUUCUACAUUUGA
Molecule: messenger RNA, 381 nt
Organism: Ramularia collo-cygni
Lineage: Eukaryota; Fungi; Ascomycota; Dothideomycetes; Mycosphaerellales; Mycosphaerellaceae
Exons: 1
Coding region: 1-381 (126 amino acids)
Molecular function (GO): nucleic acid binding
Source: RefSeq, a predicted model, not a curated record